AUGACGCAUGCCCGGAAGAAACAGCUCUUGCUUCUGAAAUACUCAGCUGGUUCUGCUAGCCAAGCUUUGUCACCGAUUGACGGUGAGAGAAUGGAUAGGACUGAGGUGGAGGGCAGCAAGCAAGGAAAUGGUACUGAAGGGCAGAAAAUCCAGACUAGACUUGCCAAUGCGACUAAAAACAGGAAUUUGCAAGAAUUCCGAAAGACAUAUCCCUUAAGGAAACGCCUCAGCUCCUCUGUGGACAAAAAAACCUGCUCCGUGCUACUCACAAGGCUGGAGGAUGUAGCUGGAUCACUGUCAGAGGAGACUCCAAGGGUGAUGAAAAGAGGUCUUGCCAGUUGCGUAGAUGACUUCAGACCUUCCUGCCUUCCAGAACAAGUUCCGGUAGCAGGAGCAGGGAAACAAGACUCUUCUACAGGCAAAUGCCAGCUAUCAUGCCUUGGGACUGAGGAGGAAGAGCAUAAUGUCUGCCUCUCAGAGCCCAGAAAACGGAGACUAGCUUCCUUGAAUGCUGAGGCGGUGAAUAACCUGCUCUUUGAACGGGAUGACAACUUAUUAUCUGGCAGGCGUUUUCGAAAAGAUUCCCCCCAGAUUAGUGGGAUUUGUUGCACUAAUAGCAUAUGUUGCAAAGCUCAGGGCUCAUGGCCCUUGACAGAAAAACGAGGCACUAAAACAGUGAAGGGAAAGAACCAAACUAAAUCAAGUCAGAAGUGUGCUCCUUACAACCAGUCCGUGGGUGGUGGCUUUGAAGGGAAAAGCCGGGAGGACAAAGGAAUUUCCUACCAUCCUGCCCCAAAGAGAUUGGCCAGUCUCAAUGCUGCAGCUUUUCUGAAACUGACUCAUGAGAAAGACCAACCAUUAAAGCCCAGAAGUAAAUCAACUGGAGAAAGCAAGAUGGAAGGACACAGUUCCAAAUCAAAACUCAAGUGGGCCAAAGCCAAUGGAAAAAAUUGUGUUAAAUCCAAAAAGGAAGUAUCCUCUGUCAAAAUAGAGGGUCAACGUAACUGGCAAGGUGUCUCUGAGGGUGCAUUUAGAAAAGCAGUUCAUCAGGAUUCUCCUAGAAUCUAUGGGAAAACGGAAUCCAUCAGUUACACACCAACACCUAACUCUUCUGAAGGCACAGAGGGUUUCUUCCACAGACUGCCUUUGCUAAUGGGUGGGCAAGCUUCCAUGAAGCCUGAAUAUGGAAGACCUGGAGAGAAAUCUCCUACCCCCAAGCAGGAAUUUCAUCAGCCUUCCUUCCCAGUACCUCAGUUCCAUCCUUUGCCUGUUCCAGGCAAUCAUCCAGAUUGUGGCUGUCUCUUUGAAUCAUCUGACUUGACGCCAUUGAAUGGAUUUUAUGUUUAUUAUGGCCAAAGUGGAUAUAAUAGCUACACUCAUUGCUCGAUAUACCCGAAGGAUGAGUUGUCGCAGGCAACGGGUUGUGAGGGACUUUUGGUAUCUCCAGGUUCCUUACCGUCUGACCCUUCGUUUCAGCCAUUUCAUUGGUGUAGCUCUCCGUAUUGUUGUGGAGAGGGACCAGCAAUUAACAGCUUCAGCCUUUGUGGAGUUAUGCAUGUACCAGAAAGCAGAGUUGGCAGUGUGUAUACAGGGCGGAAUGGCUACCCGUAUAAGAUGCCUUUUGCAGCAGAUAGCUGCAAGUCCCUGGACCAGCUGAGCCUCACAAUCCCAGUGGCAGGACAUCCCGUUUCACCUGCCCAUCCUCUCUCAGGAUGUCCGGUACCCAGUGUGCCACCAGCUGCAGAACCUGUUCCUCACCUACAGACGCCAAACUCCGAGCCCCAGACUAUGGCCCGCGAAUGCCCGCAGAGCUCCAAGCCACCCAGCGGCUCUAAAUCCGGCCUCCGGAACACCACUAGCUGCUUGCACGUAUCUGACAGCAAAACAGUCGGAAGUCACCUGCAUCCAAAGCAGCAACGCAUCAACCGGAGGAGAGCCACAAAUGGUUGGAUACCCAUUGGAGCGGCAUCUGAGAAGGCUGUCUACGUUGUGAACGAGCCAGAACCAGCUGUUCGUAAGAGCUACCAGGCCGUGGAAAGAGAUGGAGAAAUCAUUCGGGUUCGGGAUACAGUCCUUCUGAAAUCGGGGCCACGGAAGAAAUCGAUGCCUUAUGUGGCUAAGAUAUCCGCUCUAUGGGAAGACCCCAAAACAGGGGAAUUGAUGAUGAGCCUCCUGUGGUACUAUAGACCAGAGCACACUCAGGGAGGCCGUAAUUCUAGCAUGCAUCAGAAUGAGAUCUUUGCAUCCCGACACCAGGACGAGAACAGUGUGGCCUGUAUAGAGGAGAAGUGCUACGUUCUGACCUUUGCAGAGUACUGCAGAUUUUGUGCCUUGGCAAAGCGUCGCGUGGAAGGGAUUCCAGGCAAGAAAGCGGUGAUGGUUCCUCCUUCUGAAGAGUAUUCCACUCCUGCCCAUCGCAAGGUGCCAGAGGACACUGAUCCAGAGUUGGUUUUUCUCUGCCGUCACGUCUAUGAUUUCAGGCAUGGACGCAUCUUGAAGAAUCCACAGUAACACCGCUGUGGGGUUAGUGAGCAACGAUAGCAGGCCAUUAAGGCAGGCUAAGCUCUUUGUCCAUGUCGGGGCCUCCUUCGGUGGAGUGCUGCCCACAGGCACUGCAUAACAACCCCGAAGCACUCAGUCCUCUACAUCUGGGAGCAGAUUUCCUGUUAAGGCAGAUCUUCAAAGCACAGCACUUCAUAUAAAAAGCAUAAGUGGAAAUAUAUAUCUAUAAAGAAAUGUGUGUCUGUAUAUAGAUAUAGGUGCUUGCUUCUGUAAAUCUAUAUC
Messenger RNA from Protobothrops mucrosquamatus (brown spotted pit viper), 2784 nucleotides. It is a transcript of the gene BAHD1, whose product is annotated as bromo adjacent homology domain containing 1. Gene Ontology annotation, molecular function: chromatin binding. Bases 1 to 2511 code for a protein of 836 amino acids. The record is from RefSeq and is a predicted model, not a curated record. The transcript is spliced from 6 exons. NCBI's taxonomy places the organism in Eukaryota, Metazoa, Chordata, Lepidosauria, Squamata, Viperidae.